Molecule: messenger RNA, 3406 nt
Organism: Prunus mume (Japanese apricot)
Lineage: Eukaryota; Viridiplantae; Streptophyta; Magnoliopsida; Rosales; Rosaceae
Gene: HA9
Product: H[+]-ATPase 9
Biological process (GO): proton export across plasma membrane
Cellular component (GO): membrane
Molecular function (GO): ATP binding; P-type proton-exporting transporter activity; ATP hydrolysis activity
Source: RefSeq, a predicted model, not a curated record
UCCAGACUAAAAACACUGUGUGUGUAUGUGUGCGCAUGUGAUUGGCUCGCAUUAAUCAAGUCCUGGCCUACUGAGAUUGUAUACUAUUAAGUUUAAAAUAAAAUUAAUAAGAACUCACUGAGGAAAUUGAGAGUUGUGCAAGUGCCAUAUCGAUAUGUCUAUUUAUUUCUGUAUGAGCAGAUGAGUGUUUAAUCAGAACAAUCUCUCUUCUGGGUUUGGUUGUUUGGUGUGAAAGAAAACAAAAGAGAACAUGGCAGAAGGAAAAUCCAUUAGCUUGGAGGAAAUCAAGAAGGAAAAUAUCGACCUGGAGCGUAUCCCAGUGCUGGAAGUAUUUGAGCAACUGCAAUGCACAAAAGAAGGUUUGUCCACCGAGGAAGGGCAGAAGAGGCUUCAGGUCUUUGGCCCAAACAAGCUGGAAGAAAAGACGGAAAACAAGUAUCUGAAGUUCUUGGGUUUUAUGUGGAAUCCCCUAUCAUGGGUGAUGGAGCUUGCAGCUAUCAUGGCCAUUGCCAUGGCAAACGGAGGGGGAAGACCACCAGACUGGCCAGACUUUGUGGGAAUUACUGCAUUGUUAAUUAUCAACUCAACGAUAAGCUUUAUAGAAGAAGACAAUGCAGGCAAUGCUGCAGCAGCACUUAUGGCUGGUCUUGCACCAAAAUCUAAGGUUCUGAGAGAUGGAAGAUGGUGUGAGCUAGAGGCUGCAAUCUUGGUACCAGGAGAUGUGAUCAGUAUUAAGUUGGGAGAUAUUAUCCCAGCCGAUGCUCGUCUCUUGGAUGGCGAUCCUCUCAAGAUCGAUCAGUCAGCCCUAACUGGUGAGUCUUUGCCAGUGACAAGGCACCCCGGUGAUGAAGCUUUUUCGGGUUCCACCGUCAAGCAAGGUGAAAUUGAGGCAGUCGUAAUUGCCACUGGGGUUCAUACCUUCUUUGGGAAGGCUGCUCACCUGGUUGACAGCACCAAACAAGUAGGCCACUUCCAAAAGGUUUUAACUGCCAUUGGAAACUUCUGCAUAUGCUCCAUCGCCAUUGGAAUGAUAAUAGAGAUAGUAGUUAUGUAUCCAAUUCAGCACAGGAAGUACAGGGAUGGGAUUGACAAUCUCCUUGUGCUUCUCAUUGGAGGGAUUCCAAUUGCUAUGCCAACAGUGUUGUCAGUUACAAUGGCUAUUGGUUCCCAUCGGCUGUCACAGCAAGGCGCCAUCACGAAGAGGAUGACAGCCAUUGAGGAGAUGGCUGGAAUGGAUGUCCUCUGCAGUGACAAGACUGGGACUCUUACACUCAACAAGCUUACAGUAGACAAGACCAUGGUUGAGGUGUUUGUAAAGGAUGUGGACAAGGAUGGUCUAAUUUUGCUCGGAGCCAGGGCUUCGAGGGUUGAGAAUCAGGAUGCUAUCGAUACUUGUAUCGUUGGAAUGUUGGGUGACCCCAAGGAGGCCAGAGAAGGAAUAACUGAGGUCCAUUUCUUACCCUUUAAUCCAGUGGAGAAGCGUACAGCCAUAACAUAUAUCGACUCCGAAGGCAAUUGGCACCGGGUUAGCAAAGGUGCACCAGAGCAGAUCAUUGAGCUCUGCAACCUAAAAGGUGAUCCUAUGAAGAAAGCACAUGCUAUCAUUGACAAGUUUGCAGAUCGUGGUCUUCGCUCUCUUGCUGUUGCUAGACAGACUGUGCCCGAGAAAAGCAAAGAGAGUCCUGGAACGCCAUGGCAAUUUGUGGGUCUCUUGCCUCUCUUUGAUCCUCCAAGGCAUGACAGUGCAGAGACCAUUCGUCGAGCCCUUAACCUCGGUGUCAACGUUAAGAUGAUCACUGGUGACCAGCUAGCCAUUGGUAAGGAGACCGGUCGCAGACUUGGCAUGGGAACCAACAUGUAUCCUUCUUCUUCCCUCCUUGGUGAAACCAAGGAUGAGUCUAUUGCUGCCCUCCCUGUCGAUGAGCUUAUUGAAAAGGCUGAUGGCUUUGCCGGUGUCUUCCCAGAGCAUAAAUAUGAAAUUGUCAGGAGGCUGCAAGAGAAGAAGCAUAUUUGUGGCAUGACUGGAGAUGGUGUAAAUGAUGCUCCAGCUCUGAAGAGGGCAGAUAUCGGAAUUGCAGUGGACGAUGCAACCGAUGCAGCUCGGAGUGCAUCUGAUAUUGUCCUCACAGAGCCAGGACUGUCUGUGAUUAUCAGUGCUGUAUUGACAAGUAGAGCCAUUUUUCAGAGAAUGAAGAACUACACCAUCUAUGCCGUUUCGAUAACAAUCCGUGUUGUGCUUGGUUUUAUGCUCCUUGCCCUUAUCUGGAAGUUUGAUUUCUCACCUUUCAUGGUUCUGGUUAUUGCUAUACUCAAUGAUGGAACAAUCAUGACUAUUUCUAAAGACAGGGUGAAGCCAUCUCCUCUUCCAGACUCAUGGAAGUUAAAGGAGAUCUUUGCCACUGGAGUGGUUCUUGGCACCUACCUGGCUGUCAUGACUGUUGUUUUCUUCUGGGCUGCUAAUGACUCUGACUUUUUCACAGACAAAUUUGGGGUAAGAUCUAUCAGAGGAAAUGAUCCUGAGCUUACAGCAGCUGUCUACCUUCAAGUGAGUAUUGUCAGCCAGGCACUUAUCUUUGUUACUCGGUCCCAAGGCUGGUCUUAUAUCGAACGCCCCGGUCUCAUGCUUGUGGGAGCCUUUCUCAUAGCACAGCUGAUUGCUACAAUCAUUGCUGUUUAUGCACACUGGGGCUUUGCAAGAAUCCAUGGUAUUGGAUGGGGAUGGGCUGGUGUGAUCUGGCUCUACAGCAUUGUCUUCUACAUACCUCUGGACAUUCUUAAAUUCAUUAUUCGAUACGCAUUGAGCGGCAAGGCCUGGGAUAAUGUACUUGAGAGAAAGACUGCUUUCACAACAAAGAAGGAUUAUGGAAGGGGUGAGAGGGAGGCACAAUGGGCUACCGCUCAACGAACCCUGCAUGGCCUGCAGUCUGCCGAGACAGCUGAGCUUUUCAGUGACAAGAACAACUACAGAGAGUUGUCUGAAAUUGCCGAACAAGCGAAGAGGCGAGCUGAAGUUGCUAGGUUGAGGGAGCUUCAUACACUCAAGGGGCACGUCGAAUCAGUUGUCAAACUCAAAGGACUUGACAUCGAUACCAUUCAACAACACUAUACUGUUUGAGUGAGUGACAUGAAAUUUUGGCAAAGUGAGUCUGGAGAGGGACAAAAGACAACUAGCACAAGGCAUGAGAAUUUAGCGUUCAUCCUUUAAGGAAAACCAAAAAAAUAAAAAAAUUUAUUCUAUCUUCAUUUGAUGUUGUAGAAGGAUGAAGGGGUUGGGAAUAAUCCAACGUGGGAGUUGUCUUAGACAACCUAAGGUUGGAAAUAGAUAUCAGGAGAGGUUGAAUAUGCUAUUCUGUACGAAUUAAAUAAUUAGUUCAUUUUCAAUGAUAAUUCUCUAUAUUUGCUUCUA